This is a messenger RNA of Morchella sextelata, 327 nucleotides long. RefSeq lists its product as uncharacterized. The record is from RefSeq and is a predicted model, not a curated record. Bases 1 to 327 code for a protein of 108 amino acids. The transcript has a single exon. Lineage: Eukaryota; Fungi; Ascomycota; Pezizomycetes; Pezizales; Morchellaceae.
AUGAAAACCAGGAGCUCAAGUAAGGCGGUCGAGAACAACGGACAUGGAGCUGGAGGGGAUGAUUGCCCACAUGAUGACGCGAAAAGUGUUGGAAAGACGAUACAAGUGCAUAAAAGGAAAUUGAGUAGUGAUGCGGCAGGAAAAGAGGCAGAGGCACAGAGCGAAGUUAAAGAGAAAUUGCCAGUUUUCAAGAACGCGAGCAAAAAUAAGGAGGCUGGAACGGAAAAGGGUGGGAAGAUUGCGCACUUUGCAGAUAAUGUGGAGAAGAAUGAGCAGCGGAUUGCUGGUGGGCAAUGGCACACUAUUUUCGAGGGGUUGAAAGGAUAG